AUGGAAGAUAAUCUAUGCAAGAGAGGGUCAGAGAUUUCAAGAAACUCAUCGGUUGGAGUCUCUUCUAGAAUCUUUUAUUAUUACCAUCAUAGGAGUCUCAACGACGGAGUUCCUUUCAAGUGGGAGAUGCAUCCAGGAACUCCGAUUAAUCCUAAGCCGGAAGAAAUAGUUCCUCCGCUUACUCCUCCUCCGGCGCUUCUCAGCCGUGGCCUCACUAAACCCUCCUUCGGAGUAUUAGAUAAACAUUCUCUUUUUCCGGCGAAUCUUAAGCUAUGGAAAUGGAAGAAUAUUCGUAAUAGAUAUUUCUCUAAAUGGUCAAGCCAAAGCAUUCUUGGUCGAGACUAUAAGAAUGCUCGUCACGGUGAUUCAAGCUCUUGUGGUGAAUCGGAGAGAGUUGAGGAGUCUGAGGAUUACAUGUCGAGCUCUUUUUCUUCUUCAUCAUCAUCAUCUUCCUCAAAAGAUCGAAGAUUGGUAAAGGCAGCACCACGUCAAUGGUUUAGCGGCGGUCCACCUCGGAAUUUAAAGAGUACUCGUACCGGUUUUCGUUAG
Eruca vesicaria subsp. sativa (arugula) is the source of this 549-nucleotide messenger RNA. NCBI's taxonomy places the organism in Eukaryota, Viridiplantae, Streptophyta, Magnoliopsida, Brassicales, Brassicaceae. The record is from the annotation of a GenBank genome assembly.